Messenger RNA from Eleginops maclovinus (Patagonian blennie), 2900 nucleotides. RefSeq names its product zinc finger protein 451 (gene znf451). Bases 185 to 2785 code for a protein of 866 amino acids. The transcript has 13 exons. The record is from RefSeq and is a predicted model, not a curated record. Gene Ontology annotation, molecular function: chromatin insulator sequence binding. Gene Ontology annotation, biological process: regulation of transcription by RNA polymerase II. NCBI's taxonomy places the organism in Eukaryota, Metazoa, Chordata, Actinopteri, Perciformes, Eleginopidae. Gene Ontology annotation, cellular component: chromosome.
GGCGGAGAGCUGUAGUACAAAAACACUGUGUUUUAUUGUUCAUUAGACUGAAAUUUAGCUUCCAUCCAGUAGAGGCAGUCUUAAAAAGAACCACUCUGGUAGGUCGAAGAAGAAAAACACUUCCCACGUUGGACAUAACAUUGGAUGCAUUGUUUUUCUACUGACUUGAAUUACACCGGAAUAGAUGUCUUCUCCAACUCAAGCAGAUGAAGAUGAGGUGGAAGAAGUGGAGUUUGUAUCAGAGGGCUCUGAAAGACCAGUAUUGGAAUGUAUUGACCUGCUGAGUGAUGAUAAUGAUGAGGAUGAGGGAUGUUCAUCAUUUGCAGGCACAAUUGAAGAUAAAAUCAGCCGCCAUAAGGCUCGUAUUUCAUCAACAUUGGACCGACUAGCACAGCAGGUGGCCCGAGAGAAGCAGGAACGAAUAGAUAAAUGUCGGGCAUUCAAGGAGAAGCAAAUCUUACAAAGAGCUCAUGGACAGCAGGAGCUGGCUUGUAGUUCUUCAAAUGGCUUUAAUCGGGAAGCAAAGAACUGUGUGGACAUGUGGUUGAAGAGGCCAGCUCCUAAACCUGGAGUGAUCCAUUCUGGAUUUGGAUGGCGAAACAGACGUGUUCCUAUUCCUGGAAAUAUUUCCAACAGACAAACUUGUCCAGUGAUCAACUGUAGUCGAGUUUAUGACAAUCUGUCCCUUCUUGACGGUCACCUAAAAAGGUUUGAUCACUCCCCUUGUGACCCGACCAUCCAUGUUAAAGGAUGGCCAUCUGAGCUCUUUGCCUGUAUCGUCUGUUCUCAAAAUUUUCAGACUGAAGAAUCAUGGAAAACACAUCUCAUGUCCAAGGUGUCCUCAUCUGCCGCUGAAGGUCACAGCAUCACUCAGACCUUUCAGAGGAUUGUGUGUUUUGCCUGUCCUGCCUGCUACCACCUCUUCAACCUCCGAGAUGAGUGUCUGCAGCACAUGUCAACCUGGAACCACUUCACCGAGUCACUCCCCAUGAGUGAGCACAAAGGAAGAGCACAACCGAUUCCCGUCUCACAAUACGUAAAAAAUCGUCUCAUUGGGCUGUGCAAGGAUGUCCCGUUCAAUAUCCGAUGCUCUUUAUGUCACAAAGUACUGAUCUCACAUCAAGCAGCUAAGGCUCACUUUAAUGUGCAAUGCCGAGAGGGCUGCGCCGUGGCUUUGGCUGAUAAAUCCAUCGUGCAGGUGAUGAAACAGCUGCAAGUGCAUGGGCAGUGUUCCCUCUGCUGUAAAAUCUUUCUCAGUCAAGCUGAAAUUGAGAGGCACAAAGAAUCGACCCAGCAUGACGUGGAGGUGAAUGACACCAUGGCCAAAGCCCUGCUUCAGUACUGCAGGUUUAAAGAAAUGCAACACACCCAGACAGCUGGAGAGGCACAGGGCAGAAGACAGUCCACUGGCCUUGAGUCACCUUCUCAAAAAAGAAGCAAGAAGAGGAGUGAUGAAUUUCCAGCCAAACGUCAGAGACUGAAUCGCAGCGCUGUCAGAAACUAUGUGACAGCCUGGUUCUGCGAGUGUGGCAUUCAGUUCUCAGAGGAGGCUACAGCCAAAAAGCAUAUAUUGGCUGCAAACCGAAUUUUCCAUCAGUGUGGCGUGUGCGGCAAACACAUGGGGGAGUCCUCAAUCACCCGCCUGCAUAUGAGUCGCUUUCACGGAGGAGCUCAUCUCUCCAACUUCCUGUAUAACUGCCUGAAAUGCAACGUGGAGAUGCCUCGUUACGAAGACAUCCUGUCGCACGUGGCCGAUGCUCACAGCGGACACACCUACUUCACUGAGCGGGAAGUGCCCAAGGAGCUCGAUACCAAGCCUUCAACCAGCAGCAAAGCCGCCUUGCAUUCAUCCUCCAAAUCCACGGUCCAACAGGGCCUAGCGGAGACUUCCAAAGCAGAGCCGACGUGGAUGUGCAGGAUGUGCGAGGACACCUUCGACUCGGAAGCAGCCGCACGCAAACACUGCAGCGACUUGAGCAACCACAGCUUCCAGAGGUUCGUCUGUGGACACUGCCCCCAGAAGUUCUUUAAGGAGUCCACCGUGCGCAGACACUGUGCGAAUGAGCACAACGGGCAGAUAAAGAGCUCCCACUUCUGCGGCCUCUGCGAAAGCAUGCCGUUUGACACAGAGGCCAUGUUCCUGGAGCACUACAAGAGUCUUCACAGUACCGACUACUACCGCAUGGAUGAGAGUGAAGUUGAUCAGCCUGCUGUUGCUGAGAGCAGCAGUCAGACUACAUGCCUGUGCAUGGGUUCCGACGAUAGCCAAGAGAAGAAGAAAGCUAAAUUCACCCAAUGCAUGAGGUAUCUGUCUGCUGAGGGGAAAUGUCACUAUGUGUGCGCUCUUUGUGGCGCCUCUGUGCAGUCCUAUGCAAGGAUGAAAACUCACAUCCACACAAAGCACGCAGCCUUGAACCUGGACAAGACCUAUGACGUAGAGUGCGAUGUUUGCCAGGAGAGUUUCACGAGUGUCCCGAGUUUCCAUAAACACUAUCACUCCCGACACUGUUCAAUGGAACCUUGCAUUAGCUCCAGGACCUGCAGAAAAACCAUAAAAGUAGAACCAUCCCAAGUGCCUGAUGCCGUGGCGAUCAUAUCAGAAACUAAUGAGAUUGAAGAUGAAACCGUGGUGAAUUGUUUGAGGAUGGAACAGGCCAACAUACAGCAUGAAGCACGUGAAAUUGACUCGGAGGAAGAGAUGAACCAUGAACCCUCUUCAAAUACAGAAGAAAGAGAGUCAGCAGAGUUGGAAGAAGUUCUCAAAAGGAGUCUUCUGGAGUUUUGAGGACAUGAUGGUUUUUGUUUGUUUGUGACAUGAUGCUUAUCUGACAAUAUCUUGCGGUGAUUUGUCCAAAGUAUUUCUGUUCAAAAUAUUAUAAAUAAAAAAAUGGCUAUUGGAA